Periophthalmus magnuspinnatus is the source of this 909-nucleotide messenger RNA. It is a transcript of the gene pebp1, whose product is annotated as phosphatidylethanolamine binding protein 1. The record is from RefSeq and is a predicted model, not a curated record. Gene Ontology annotation, biological process: negative regulation of MAPK cascade. The transcript is spliced from 4 exons. Lineage: Eukaryota; Metazoa; Chordata; Actinopteri; Gobiiformes; Gobiidae. Bases 84 to 647 code for a protein of 187 amino acids.
AGUCCCUGAAUGCAGCGUGUGGGCAGUGUCUAUGAGCGCCGCGCGGACAGGCAACACAACAACCCAACAAACCUGAAGUCAGCAUGCCCGUGGACCUGAGCCAGUGGACUGGAGCUCUGGAGCUGCAGGAGGUCGACGAGAAACCCGGAGAACCACUGACUGUUAAAUACGACUCCGUGGAAGUAGAUGAACUCGGCAAAGUACUCACGCCAACACAGGUGCAGAAUAGACCCACCUGCAUUGAAUGGGCUGGAUGUGAUCCCAGUAAACUCUACACUUUGAUCCUGACUGACCCUGAUGCCCCAAGUAGAAAAAAUCCCAAGUUCAGGGAGUGGCAUCAUUUUCUUGUCAUCAACAUGAAAGGGAAUGACGUUUCCUCUGGCUCUGUCAUGUCUGAUUAUGUGGGCUCAGGACCUCCCCAAGGAACAGGUCUGCACAGAUACGUUUGGCUGGUGUAUGAACAGGCCGGCCCCCUGUCCUGCUCUGAGCCUGUCCUCACAAACCGCUCUGGAGAUGGACGCGGAAAGUUCAAGAUCCAAAGUUUCAGGCAGAAGUACAAGCUCGGAGCCCCAGUGGCCGGCACCUGCUACCAGGCCGAGUGGGAUGACUAUGUGCCCAAAUUGUAUGAGCAGUUGUCUGGAAAGUAACUGUUUACAAGUGUCCCGAGAACUUAAAAGCACUUAGGGUCUUUCAUAAUACAUCAGAAUCACCUAACACCACUCACGUGUAGCACCUGGUAGUGUUCUUCCCUUUGCUGCCUUUUUCAUUCACUUAACAUUGAAAACAAAUCAUUAGUACAAUAAUUUGGUUACCAUGGGAGCAUUUAUGUUGGCAGUUCCUAUUGAUUCAUUCAGUGUAAACAUUAGAGUACAAUUAUUUGAAUCAAUAAACUAUGUCAGUUAAUAGAAA